This is a messenger RNA of Pyricularia oryzae 70-15, 1533 nucleotides long. RefSeq names its product lysine-sensitive aspartokinase 3. Lineage: Eukaryota; Fungi; Ascomycota; Sordariomycetes; Magnaporthales; Pyriculariaceae. Bases 1 to 1533 code for a protein of 510 amino acids. The transcript is spliced from 4 exons. Gene Ontology annotation, molecular function: aspartate kinase activity. The record is from RefSeq and is a predicted model, not a curated record.
AUGGCUCGAUCCACGAUGAAGAACAACAGCGAGAAUGGGUGGGUUGUGCAAAAGUUUGGCGGCACCAGCGUCGGCAAGUUCCCGGACAAGAUCGCAGAGGACAUUGUGCAGCCCUACCUGCGGAAUAACAAGAUCGUCGUCGUCUGCUCGGCCAGGAGUUCUGGGAAGAAGGUGACUGGAACUACAAGCCGGCUAUUAGAAGUCUUCCGCCGACUCAAGAGCCUCGAGAUCAGCAUAGAACCGACCCAGACCGAACUAAUUGACGAGGCGAGAAGAAUCAUUCAGGACAUAUGCGACGACCAUGUCGCCGCGGCGGAGACUUUCAUCAGAGAUGCGAGCCGGUGCGCAAUGCUGAUCAAGGAGAUACAAGACGAGUGCUUAGAGCUGUGCGAAUAUAUCGUGGCAGCGAAGCGCUUCCACCUCGAGGUCAAUGCGAGGUCGAAAGACCGUGUUGCUAGUUUUGGCGAAAAGUUAAGCUGCAGGUUCAUGGCCUGCUUGCUGCAAGACAGGAACGUCGAAGCACAAUAUGUGGAUCUAUCCGAUGUCCUCAGCUACGAAGGAGCAAGGCGGCUCGACCAUACAUUUUACAGUGACGCCGCGGCCGUCAUUCGAAAAAAAAUUCUGGCCUGCGGGGACAAGGUUCCCAUAGUGACAGGCUUCUUCGGGAACGUUCCGGGCAGUCUACUAGAUGGUGAUAUUGGGCGCGGCUACACAGAUUUAUGCGCGGCGCUCAUCGCAGUGGGACUGAAGGCAGGGGAGUUGCAAGUGUGGAAGGAGGUCGAUGGCAUCUUUACUGCAGAUCCGACCAAGGUGCCCACGGCACGGUUGAUCGGGGCCAUCACGCCGUCUGAGGCUGCAGAGCUGACCUUUUACGGCUCCGAAGUUAUUCACCACCUGACAAUGGACCAGGUCAUCAAGGCCGACCCGCCAAUCCCGAUUCGUAUCAAGAACGUGAAGAAUCCCCGGGGAGAAGGCACAAUCGUGGUUCCGGACGCGGUGUUUGCGCCAGGCAAGGAGCUGCGGAGGUCGCGGCCGUCAGAACUGGAUUCUGUUGGGCGCAAGACACCCAAGCGGCCUACAGCGGUAACCAUCAAGGACGGGAUAUCGGUCAUCAAUGUUCACUCAAACAAGCGGUCUAUCGCGCACGGCUUCUUUGCGCGCGUCUUCUCCAUCCUCGACCAGAACCAGGUCUCAGUCGACCUGAUUUCGACAUCAGAAGUGCACGUCUCGAUGGCGAUCCAUGCUGCGAGCGACAACGGCGGCAACUUUGACAGGGCGCGCGCCGAACUCGGAGACUGCGGCGAGGUCAGUGUCCUGCACGACAUGGCUAUUCUGAGUCUUGUUGGUGCGGACAUGAAGAACAUGGUUGGUGUGGCAGGCAAGAUGUUCUCGACGCUGGGAGAGCAUAACGUAAAUAUCGAGAUGAUCUCACAAGGCGCGAGCGAGAUCAAUAUUUCGUGUGUAAUCGACGCCCAAGAGGCCACACGUGCGAUGAACAUCUUGCAUACAAACCUAUUUACCUUUUUAGAAUAA